AUGGGGCUCAUGGGGCUGGUGGGGGAGAAGGUGGACGCCAUACAGCACUACCAGGACAAGCUCGAAGAGAUCUGUGACGAGAUCAUAGCGGAGCGAGAGCGGGUGAUCAGCGACCCAGCCAGCACCAUGCCAGCGGCCUUCGUCUCCUUCUCCUCGCGCUGGGGCGCUGCAGUCGCCGCCCAGACCCUCCAAUCAAAGAACAGCUCGCACUGGAUCACGCAGUGGGCCCCCGAGCAGCGCGACGUGAAGUGGAGCAACCUGCCCAUCCCGUACGAGCAGCUGGCGGUGCGCCGUGUGCUCGUACUGCUGGCAGCGGCUGCCAUCGUGUUCUUCUACACCAUCCCUGUCGGCUUCGUGCAGUCGCUCGCCAACCUCGACAAGAUCAGCCGCUACCUGCCCUGGCUGCAACCCAUCCUCAGCAUGUCUGUGCCCUCGCCUCCAGUUCUUAAUUGCUCACCCCUUGCUAAACUACCUACCAUGCCCACCACCUCACAUGCCACCGAUUCUCACAUGCUGCAUGCCUCCUCACACCUCCUCCUGCCCACACCCCAUUCACAACCUCCAGUCCCCGUGGUGAACGCGCUCAUAACCGAUAUCCUCUCGGGCCUCGCCCUAAAGAUCUUCAUGGCAUUACUGCCCUAUCUCCUCAUCUUCCUCGCGUCCUUGGAGGGCCACGUGAGCCUGUCGCAGAUAGACCUGGCGGCCACGGGCAAGUACUUCUGGUUCAUCAUCGGCACUGUCUUUGUCACCAACGUCAUGGGGGGUGCGCUCAUGUCCGCCACCCACGAUCUCUCCGAACACACCACUAGGUGGGCCCUCACUCUAUCAGGUGCGCCCUCCCUCAAUCAGGUGCGCCUCCCCCCACCAGGUGCGCCCUCCCUCAAUCAGGUGCGCCUCCCCCCACCAGGUGCGCCCUCCCUCAAUCAGGUGCGCCUUUCCCCAUCAGGUGCGCCCUCCCUCAAUCAGGUGCGCCUUCCUCCCACCACCAGGUGCGCCUUCCCCCACCAGGUGCGCCCUCCCUCCAUAAGCAUACCGCAGAUCCUGGGGGCGCGCAUCCCCAUGAAGGCGACGUUCUUCAUGACCUUCACCAUGGUGGAUGGGUGGGUCGGCAUGGGGGGGGAGGCACUGCAGGUCUGGUACCUGCUGCUCUUCCAACUCAAGAAUUCUCUGUUGGUGCGCACGCCAGCGGACAGGAUAAAGGCCAUGAGAGCCCGCCCCAUCCGACUCGUCGACACGCUCUCGCAGGUGGAGCUAUACUUCCUGCUGCCCUUCGUCUACUGUGUGACCAACCCGCUCUAUCUGCCCUUCGCCCUCGCCUUCUACAUCCUUGCUUUCGUCAUUUACCGCAAUCAGAUAAUAAACGUGUACUGUCCACGGUACGAGAUGGCGGGGGCAUUCUGGCCGCACUUCCACGCGCGCCUGGUGGCGGCCAUGCUGGUGCAGCAGGUGACGCUGGGCGGCAUCCUCUCACUCAAGGACGCGCCCUCGCAGGCGUGCUGCCUCAUCCCGCUGCCAUUCGUCACCAUCAUCGUGCACUGGGCGUUCAUCCGCGGCCAGUUCCACAGCACCUUCUCCAAACUCGCCCUCGAGGAGGCGAAUCGCAAGGACACGAUAGACCGCACGGUGCACCCCAACGAGGACCCGCACUCCUUCCUCGCCCGCGCCUACCUGCACCCCUCGCUGCAGUCCGCCUUCACCAUGCUGGAUGGCGAUGAGGAGCAGGGCGGCGCAGGCGGUGACGACUCCUCCUCCUCCAAUGAUGAUGAUAAGGACGGGGAUGAGGAAGAGGGCGGUGGGAAGAAGUCGAAGCUCGCCGACCGGCACGCGCAAACUCGUCUUGUGCCGGUGAAACGGCAUCCGUUUUCCAGCAGUGCGCAGGCCUCUCCUGCUGUGCGAAUGGGUUCGGAUGGGUUGGAAGCGGUGGCAGGCACAAGCCCUCCUGCACACCUCCGUCCCAGGAGCGUGUCAGACGGGCCUGGGAGUUCAGCUUCAGCUGCUGCGGCUGCCGUGUCUGCUGUGACCUCUGCUGCUGCAGCUGCGGCUUCUGCUGCCUUUGCCGCCGCUCGCAGUGCUGCCAGCAGUGGCGCUGCUGCCUUCAGUGCUGCCAGCUCAGGCCGUGUGGCUGCUGAUGCUGACGUCAGCACCCACACACCCCAUGGCAUUCCACCUGCCAGCCGUGACCGGUCCAGUGAGGCCUCGCCGUACCACUCGUGUGAGCUCGUCUCAGUUGUGGUUGACGGCCCCGAGGACGUUUCCCAGAACGUUCCUCUCUCCGCCUCUGCAGCGCACCCAGUGGAUGAUGCGGUGGUGCAGAGGGGAGCAGCAGCAGCCAGUGAGGGGAUGACAGGUGGCAGCCGGGGGGAAAAGAGGUCAUCGCCGCAAACAGCAGGGACAGAACCGCUCUUGGCAGGGGGGGGGUGGGAAACGGGGUGGGGAUAG
Messenger RNA from Closterium sp. Naga37s-1, 2439 nucleotides. The record is from the annotation of a GenBank genome assembly. Lineage: Eukaryota; Viridiplantae; Streptophyta; Zygnematophyceae; Desmidiales; Closteriaceae.